AUGGGAAUUCUGUUCGCCAAAUUGUGGAGCCUUUUCCGUGACGAAGAGCAUAAGAUUUUAAUCGUUGGACUAGACAAUGCCGGGAAAACUACAAUUCUAUAUCAGUUUCUGCUGAAUGAAGUUGUCCACACGUCGCCCACGAUAGGCUCAAAUGUGGAAGAAGUAAUAUGGAAAAACAUUCACUUUCUCAUGUGGGAUCUCGGAGGACAGGAGUCUCUGCGUGCAUCUUGGAACACGUACUACACGAAUACUGAAUUCGUCAUACUCGUCGUCGACUCCACAGAUCGGGAACGUGUCUCCGUGGCGCGUUCAGAACUAUACAACAUGCUUGCCCAAGAUGAAUUGAAGAAGUCGGGUGUUCUAAUAUUCGCCAACAAACAAGAUGUUAAGGGUUCGAUGUCGGCUGCUGAAAUUUCGAGGCACCUGAAUUUGACCUCAAUUAAAACGCAUCGAUGGCAAAUCCAGUCGUGCUGUGCUCUCACUGGAGAAGGGCUUUACCAAGGACUGGAGUGGAUUGCCAAUAACUUGAAGCGGUCCUGA
This is a messenger RNA of Notodromas monacha, 540 nucleotides long. The record is from the annotation of a GenBank genome assembly. NCBI's taxonomy places the organism in Eukaryota, Metazoa, Arthropoda, Ostracoda, Podocopida, Cyprididae.